Arachis duranensis is the source of this 2027-nucleotide messenger RNA. RefSeq lists its product as uncharacterized. Lineage: Eukaryota; Viridiplantae; Streptophyta; Magnoliopsida; Fabales; Fabaceae. The record is from RefSeq and is a predicted model, not a curated record. The coding region runs from base 366 to 1871 and encodes 501 amino acids. The transcript has 11 exons.
CCGCCGUUUUCUGUCUGAGAGAAGAGCUUUGCAACCGUCCUGCAUCUGAGAGCAAAGCUUCGCCGUGAGCCCGUCGCCGUCGCCGUCGCUUUCGCCGUCGCUGUCGUUGUGAGUCCGUCGCUGUCUCUGCAUCCUGCAAAUCACUAGAUCUCUCUGUUCCAUCGUCGCCGGCGCUAUCUCUGUUCCACCUGUCAUCCCUUCGGUCGUGCCCUUGUCCCCCUCUUGCUUAGGAUCUGCUCUGCUCUGUUCUAGGGCUUCUAGCUUCUAGAAGGUGAUGGGGUCUUCAGGCUUGAAUCCUUUGAAACUAAGUGUUGCAUGUGGGGUUCAAGAAUCAAGACUUCCGUCGUCUUCUUUCAACGAGAAAGAUGUGGGCCCUUCGUUGUCUUCCUCUCAGGAAUCGAGUAUUGAGAGCUUCUUACUCCAAAUCAGUAUCAGCUACUUGGGUGGAAGAUGAUUCUGGAACUUCCAAAAGGGUUUUAACUAGGGAUGAAGACUUCAAGUCAAACUUCCGUCUUCCUGUUUCAGAUCUUUCUCCGUCACAUAUGAAUCGAGCAUUGAGAGCUUCUUGCUUCAAGUUUUACCGUUCCUGGCAUGCCUCCCUCAAUUUCACUAUGACUAGGCGCCAACUUUCUGGUAGCACGACAGAUCAGGAUGAAUCCAGUGAUGAUGAGUCAGACAAGAUGGAUAAGGGGGUUGAAGAAGGGAAAAUACCAGUCUAUAUCCCUUGGAAAGGCGCGGCGGCGUUGUUUAAGAUGUCUAACAGUGACAAAAGAAAAGGAAAACAAAAGAUGACAUCCAACAAUAAAACAAAAAAGGUGAAAUUGACACGACUUGCUGAAAGUUUAGAAGAACCAAUAACAUCCAAUUCUACCACUACUCCAUCUGCUACGGCCAAUACACUUCCUUCAUUACAUGCGUCUUCAAAUGUUGAGACAAGUCCAAGGAAGCCAAAACUGGACUUGGUAGGAGAAGGAUUUUUACCUUCACUUACCGCGGCUCAUGCAAUCUCGGACAUCAUUAAAGGGCAUUACUCUCAGCCGUGGCCUUCGUGGAAAAAGAUACCAGAUGCUACUAGGAAAUUUUGGUGGGAAAAGUUCAAAAGCAAACAUCAGUUUUUUCCUCCAGAUCUUUAUUGGGCUCGAAAAAAUUUUGAGAGGCGAGGUGUGGCAUUACUAAAAAGUUUGUUGGGAAAAGCUCGUGCAAGUCGUGUCAAACCUCAAUGGAUAGAAGAUGAUGUGUGGAAUUCUCUCUGUGCUUAUUGGAAUACUGACACUGGGUUUCUAGAAAAGAGCGCGCAAGGCAAGUCAAAUCGAGCAUCUAGUUGCAGAGGAUUUGGAGCGGCUCUUCAUACUGCUGACCCAAUUUCCGUUACCCAACACAAAACUAAUAUGAAAAAAUCAUUAAAGAGGACUCCAACACAGUUAGAAUUGUUUGCGAAGACCCACAAACACAAGGAUGAGACACGGGUGGAUAAGAAAUCAAAACAUAUUCAGAAUGCUAUAGAAGAGGCUAUACAAGAAGCAUCUGAAGAAGGAAGUAAUGCACCAAAUGAGAUGGAUGUGUGGUAUGAAAUAGCCACAUUUAAAAAGGGAAGAAUUCAUGGACUUGUAAUAAAAUUCACUGCAAUUGGCUCCAGUGCUCAGUCAUCUGAUUGGUUGCGAAAGUUAGAACAUGAAGAAGUAAUGAAGAGAAUGCAAGAGUGGUUGCGAAUGUUAGAACAUGAAGAAAUAAUGAAGAAAAUGCAAGAAGAGAAUGCUGACUUAAAAACUAGGUUGGAAAAGAUAGAAAGAAGACUUGAUAAGCUUCUAAAUAGGAUAAAAAAGCUUAAUGUUAAAAUUCCGAUUUCUCAACUAGAAGUUGGACAAAUAUAGGAGAUGAUGAAGAUGGUGAAUGUACGUCUGAAGAGUGAUUAGUAGUUUGUGAUGCUAGUUAGUUAAUAGAGUUUAAAUGAUGUAAUUAGUAAUAUGAGAGUGUUGCGUACUUAUUAUUGUUGUCUAUGAUAUUGAAUUGAUGAGUUAUUUUGGUUA